AUGACAGAUACAAAUAUGUCAACAACUACUUCAACUUCAAUAACUACAACAUCACCAACUAAUUCUUAUACUAAUAAAUCAUCCAUACAUAGUAAUAAUAAUAAUAAUAAUAAUAAUAAUAAUAAUAAUAAUAAUAAUAACAAUAAUGAUAAUCAUAUGCAGGUAGUUUCAACUUCAUCUACUACUCCUAAUAUUUCAGCUUCUUCAUCAUCAUCUGCAUUACCUAAAGAUUCAAAAAUAUUAUACAUAAAUUUUAAUCAAGAUCAAGGAUGUUUUGCUAUUGGUCAUGAACAAGGAUUUUUAGUUUAUAAUUCAAAUCCAAUUGAAUUAAGAGUAAAACGAAAUUUUCAAACAACCACCACAAAUAAUAAUUCCGGUUAUGUUCGAAGUAAUAGUACUGGUAGUCAUAAUUCAUCAAAUUCAAUAACUGGUGGUUCUGGCAUUGGUAUAAUUACAAUGUUACACCGUACAAAUUAUUUAGCAUUAGUUGGUGGUGGUAAUUUACCAAAAUUUCCAAUUAAUAAAUUAAUUAUAUGGGAUGAUUUAAAAAGAAAACCAAGUUUGAGUUUAGAAUUUAAUCAACCAAUUUUAAAUGUUUUGUUAUCUCGAAUUCGUAUAGUUAUAAUUUUAUCAAAUCAAAUUAUAGUUUAUGGAUUUUCUGCCCCUCCUAAAAAAUUUAUAACUUAUGAAACAAUAGCAAAUAAUAAAUUUGCAUUGGGAGAUAUUUCAAUAACAUCUUCAAAUUCAACAGAAGAAAACAGUUCAAAUUAUAGUAACUCCAAUUCUACAAUUUUGGCAUUUCCAGGUAAAAUUCAAGGACAAAUUCAAAUUGUAAAUAUUGGAAAUAUAAAUAAAGAAAUGGAAACACAACAUACAAAAAAAUCUCAUAUAAAUAUUAUAAAAGCACAUAAAUCUCAAAUACGAAAUUUUUGUUUAAAUAAAAGUGGUAGUUUGAUUGCAAGUGCAUCAAUUCAAGGAACAUUAAUAAGAAUUCAUUCAACAAAGACAACAAACUUGUUGUUUGAAUUUAGAAGAGGUAUUGAUAAAGCAGAUAUAACAAGUCUUAAAUUUAAUAAUGAUGAUACUAAAUUAGCAGUAUUAUCGGAUAAGAAUACACUACAUAUUUUUAAUUUAUCAAAUUCAAAUUCAAAUGAUAAUUAUUUGAAUAAACUGCAUUUUUUAAAUAAAUUUCAAUUGCCUUAUUUACCUCAAUAUUUUAAAUCUACUUGGUCAUUUGUUUCAUUAAAUAUAAAUAAUAAAUAUCAUGAAAAUGAACAAUUUAAUCAUUUAGAUUUGGGUGUAAUUGGUUGGAAUAAUGAUGAUUCAAUAAUUAUCGUAUGGAAAUUAAAAAGAAUUUGGGAAAAAUAUGAAAUUAUUGAAAAAUCGGAUAUAAAUGAUGAUCAAAUUAACUAUGAAAUAGUAAGAACAAGUUGGAAAUCAUUAGAUAAUGAAUAA
Insectozyma verbasci is the source of this 1455-nucleotide messenger RNA. NCBI's taxonomy places the organism in Eukaryota, Fungi, Ascomycota, Pichiomycetes, Serinales, Debaryomycetaceae. The record is from the annotation of a GenBank genome assembly.